This is a messenger RNA of Fusarium vanettenii 77-13-4, 765 nucleotides long. RefSeq lists its product as uncharacterized. The record is from RefSeq and is a predicted model, not a curated record. The coding region runs from base 38 to 532 and encodes 164 amino acids. NCBI's taxonomy places the organism in Eukaryota, Fungi, Ascomycota, Sordariomycetes, Hypocreales, Nectriaceae. Gene Ontology annotation, molecular function: DNA binding; cyanate hydratase activity. The transcript has 3 exons.
CAACAAUAUCCCGCCACCAUAUCCUCCCUGCAUCACCAUGGCCAACGAAGGACGCAUUGCUACUCUCGAUUCAACGGUUGCCGACAGGCUCCCGGUUUACUCCAAGCUGCUCUUCGACGGCAAGGCCGCCAAGGGUCUUAGCUUCGAGACAAUCGCAAAGCAUCUCGACAGAAGCGAGGUUGCUUGUGCGGCCCUGUUCUAUGGCCAAGCCACAGCCUCACCUGAGGAUAUUGACCGCCUCUCGGACCUGUUGGAAAUCUCCAAGGAGACGUUGACAACCCAGAUGACAGGGUUCCCCAACCGUGGCCAGGCCAGUCCCAUGCCUCCGGUUGAACCUCUCAUCUACCGAUUAUAUGAGAUUGUGCAGAACUAUGGAUACGCCUACAAGGCAAUCUUGAAUGAGAAGUUUGGCGACGGAAUCAUGAGUGCCAUCUGCUUCUCUACCACAGUGGAUAAGGAGGUGGACGAGGCUGGCGCUCCAUGGGUGGUUAUUACACUGAAGGGCAAAUGGCUCCCUUUCAGUCGAUUCUAAAGAUAGUGUUGCUGUUAGUGAGUGGGAGUCGGCUGGCUGCCCAUCCCGGAUCCAACUCUCCCGCCUCAUCCGCCGCCUCUACGGGUAUUAAACCGGUAACUCUUUGAAAUGAGUCAACAGGAUUAGGCUAUUACGAAAUAUCAUGAAAAUCCGAGUCAUUUUCAUUAAGUCUGACCACUUAGACAGAGGUGGUUGUGGCCUCUGCUGAAGAACAAUACUAAGCCCAUACAAAG